Molecule: messenger RNA, 1824 nt
Organism: Phaethon lepturus (White-tailed tropicbird)
Lineage: Eukaryota; Metazoa; Chordata; Aves; Phaethontiformes; Phaethontidae
Gene: MCF2L
Product: MCF.2 cell line derived transforming sequence-like
Exons: 15
Biological process (GO): positive regulation of Rho protein signal transduction
Cellular component (GO): extrinsic component of membrane; cytoplasm
Molecular function (GO): guanyl-nucleotide exchange factor activity
Source: RefSeq, a predicted model, not a curated record
AUGCAAAUUUUUUUUUUUUCCUCCACAGAUGAAAUCAUGCAUCAGGAUAUCAUUCCCCUCUAUGCUGCAGAUAUUCAGGACCAGUUAAAGAAACAAUUUGCUUACCUGUCAGGUGGAAGAGGGGAAGAUGGAUGCCCUGUUAUCACCUUUCCAGACUAUCCAGCUUUCAGUGAGAUACCCGAGAAGGAGUUCCAGAAUGUCCUGACCUACCUGACGAGUAUCCCAAGUUUACAAGAUGCUGGAAUUGGAUUUAUUCUUGUCAUAGAUCGCAGACAGGACAAAUGGACCUCUGUGAAAGCUUCUAUACUGCGGAUAGCAGCAUCUUUCCCAGGAAACCUGCAGCUAGUCCUCGUUCUGCGCCCAGCAGGACUUUUUCAUCGAGCUCUCUCGGAUAUUGCUUUCAAGUUCAACAAAGAUGAGUUUAAAAUGAAAGUACCUAUCAUAAUGCUGGGCUCAGUAUCAGAACUGCAAGGUUACAUUGAUAAAACACAAUUAACAGAAGAUCUUGGUGGCACCCUGGAUUACUGCCAUAACAGAUGGCUGUCCCAUCGCACUGCUAUAGAAGGUUUCGCCCAAAAGGUUAAGCAAACAGCUCAGAUUCUUCAGUCCUUUGGGACUGAGCUGGCUGAAACAGAACUACCAAAUGAUGUGCAAUCAACCAGCUCCCUUCUUGCAACACACACAGAAAAGAAGGACAAAAUGAAGGAGGAUAUCAGGUUAGCAGUAGAACAGGGAGAUGAUAUCCUUGGAAGUAUUACAAAACCAGUUACUGAGAAUCCUGAAUACAAACUGAAUCAAGAUCAGCUAGACAAUCAAACAACGGUAGAAAGGCUUCUGGCUCAAUUACAUGAAACGGAGACUGCCUUUGAUGAGUUUUGGAUUAAGCAUCAGCAAAAACUUGAGCAGUGUCUGCGCCUUCGGAAUUUUGAACAGAAUUUCAGAGAGGUCAAAGGAGCUUUGGAUAUCGUGUCCGACAGACUGUCUGCUUUCACAGAUGUGGGAAACAGCUGUUCACAUGCAGAGCACAUUUUGAAAGAUCUUGCCAACUUUGAAGAAAAAUCAUGUGAAACAAUAGCAAAAGCCAGAAUGCUAGCCUCAGAGGGUGAUGCUUUUAUUCAAAGCAAUCAUUAUGCUGUGGACUCCAUUAUUCCAAAAUGCAGUGAACUUCAUCAUCUCUGUGAUGCCUUCACUACUGAGACAGAACGGAGGAGGAAUCUUCUUAACAAAUCUCUAGAAUUGCAUGGCUUACUAGAAAAGUCUAUGAAGUGGUGCGAUGAAGGAAUUUAUCUGCUGGCUUCACAGCCGGUAGAUAAGUGUCAGUCUCAGGAUGGUGCAGAAUCAGCAUUACAGGAGAUUGAGAAAUUCCUGGACACUGGUGCAGGCAAUAAAAUCAAGGAGUUGAAUAAAAUAUACAGAGAGUAUGCACACAUCCUCAAUGAAGACCUAAAGGAGCAUGUGCAAAAGGUUUUCCAGAAGCAAGAAAGUAUGGAAGAAAUGUUUCAAAAGAGACAAGUAAGCCUUAAGAAACUGGCAGCUAAGCAGACACGUCCUGUUCAGCCAGUUGCACCAAGACCUGAAGCCUUUGUAAAAUCUCCUUGUACCUCUCCAGGUCUUCAAAGAGAAUACGUAUCCAACUCGGAAAGCAGUGCGCUUCGGAGGGUAAACUACAGACGAGGAAAGAGUGAAAUGACUGAACUCCAUCAAAGCAGAGGAGGAUCUACAAUGGAUGAUGAAGAAAACCUAGCUGUGUUGCGGCAGCAUGUGAUUAAUGAACUUAUUGAGACUGAACGAGCAUAUGUGGAAGAACUUCUCUGCGUUCUUGAG